AGACCGUCUCUUUUUCUUUUUAACGUUAACGUUGCCGGAAACUUAGCGAAUGUCUUCUUCUUCACGUACAAAUGAGAUCUCUCUUCUCAGUAAAAAGAUAAAUCUACCCUUGCACUAUUUAAAAUUCACUUCUUAUUUUCUCUUCACAUCUAUGUCCUUUUUGGUAAACUCGCAACCUCCACUGACGGACCGUGACGUCUUACUCGACGUUAAACGGCGGUUGGGUAAUCCGCCUUCUCUCAGUGGCUGGAACGCCACCUCCCCAUCUCCGUGUAGCUGGCCGGAGAUAAGCUGCUCCGGUGACGGAUCCGUCACCGGGAUAUUCCUCAGUAACUACAACAUCACUUCGCGAAUUCCGAGUGAAAUCUGCGACCUUAAGAACCUCACAACGCUCGAUCUUUCUUACAACUAUUUCCCCGGCGAAUUCCCGGCGUUCAUGUACAACUGUUCGAAGCUGGAGUACUUGGACCUCUCUGAGAACUACUUCGUCGGCCCCAUUCCCGGCGACAUCGACGGGCUCCGGGAGCUUCGGUACCUGAACAUUAGCUACAACAAUUUCACCGGGAACAUCCCGCGCACCGUCGGGAACUUGUCGGAGCUCCGAGAUCUGAAGCUGUGUUGCAAUCAGUUCAACGGCACCUUCCCAGUCGAUAUCGGAAAUCUCUCCAAUCUCGAAAACCUGGAAAUGGCGUACAACAGCUUCUCCCCGUCAGCGAUCCCGGAGGAAUUCGGUAAAUUGAAGAAUCUCAAGGUCAACUGGUGGUCGUCGACGAAUUUGAUCGGAAAAAUUCCCAAAAGCUUCAACAAUUUGUCGAGCAUGGAGAAAUUGGAUUUAUCCCUUAACAGUUUAGAAGGUGAAAUCCCACAAGGUUUGUUUCUGCUUCCAAAUCUCAGCAACUUAUAUUUGUGGAAGAACGAUCUGUCAGGUUCAAUUCCAUACGAUUUCGCUGGAAAUUCGAGAUUGGCUGAAGUAGAUUUAUCCGAUAACAACUUGACCGGAGAAAUCCCAGGUGGGUUCGGAGAGUUGCAGAGGCUCCAGGUUUUAGCUAUCUUCUCCAAUGAGUUAUCAGGUGACAUUCCAUUAGGCAUAAGCCGAAUCCCAUCUCUGAAAGAAUUCAAAGUAUUCUCGAAUAAUUUGAGAGGGAUUUUGCCUCCUGAGAUGGGGCUCCAUUCUAAGCUGGAAACUCUAGAAGUUGGUGAUAAUAGGAUCACCGGAACGUUGCCUGAGAACUUAUGCGCCGGCAAUGCCCUGGCUGGAUUAACAGCAUAUAAUAACAAUCUCACCGGAGAAAUUCCUCAAUCACUUAAGAGUUGUGGCACGUUGUUGGUUAUUCAACUUUAUAAUAAUCGAAUGACAGGGAAGAUUCAAACAUGGUUAUGGACACUCGAGAACAUGGUUACAGUGAUGAUCAGUAACAACUCGUUCUCUGGUAAUCUUCCGAACAAGGUCUCUGAGAAUUUAACUAGGUUAGAGAUCAACGACAACCUGUUUCAUGGAGAAAUCCCCGCUAGUAUAUCGCGGUUGAAGGGUAUUCUUGUAUUUCAGGCCAGUAACAAUCUACUCUCGGGUCGGGUUCCAGAAGAAUUCACUGGUCUUUCUAAGCUGAUUGAACUGAAGCUAGAUGGAAACUCACUUUCUGGACCGCUUCCACAAAGGUUUCUGUCUUGGACAUCCUUGACUACGUUGCAUCUUGCAAGAAAUCGGCUUUCUGGCAGUAUUCCAAUGGGAUUGGGUUAUUUGCACAAACUCUCUGAUCUAGACUUAUCACAUAACCAAUUCUCUGGUCCAAUCCCUCCGGAGUUAGGUCGUUUGAGCCUCACUAAGCUUAACUUGUCAUCAAACAAGCUAUUUGGGAGAAUCCCCAACCAAUUCGACAGCCUCACCUUUGAAAGUAGUUUCGUGAACAAUUCAAACUUGUGUGCUAACAACCUGAGACUUCCACACUGCAAUGAGAAAAUACAACUCUCUAGCCAUUUGCAAUAUAAGAUUAUUGUUCUUAUCAUCGUCUUGGCAUCCAUUGUUUUCCUUGCAUUUGUAGGAUUAAUCUUGACCAUGAUUAGAUACCAGAAGAGGAAGAACCAAAGGCUUGAUGUCACAACAUGGAAGAUGAUCCCAUUUCAAAAGUUGGAUUUUAGUCUAGAGACCAUUGUUUCAAAUUUAACAGAAGACAAUAUGAUUGGGAGUGGUGGUGCAGGAAGAGUGUACAAGAUUACCACUGGGAUAUUGGGUGAGUAUGUUGCUGCGAAGAGAAUACGAAGUGGCGAAUCAAAGUUGGAUCUUGAGCUUGAGAAGCAGUUUCUUGCAGAGGUUGAGAUACUAGGUUCAAUCAGGCACAAAAAUAUUGUUAAGCUGAUGUGUUGCAUUUCAAGUGACGAGGGAUCGAAAUUGUUGGUCUACGAAUAUAUGGAAAAUGAGAGUCUUGAUAGAUGGUUGCAUGAAAGAAAGAGAGGCGUUCUUCAGAAUGUGGGAUUGGACUGGCCUAAACGAUUGCAAAUAGCCAUUGGUGCCGCUCAGGGCCUCUCUUACAUGCACCAUGACUGCGUUCCUCCCAUAGUUCAUCGCGACGUGAAAUCAAGCAACAUCUUGUUGGAUUGUGAGUUCAACUCUAAGAUUGCCGAUUUUGGUUUAGCAAAAAUAUUGGCCAAGAAAGGUGAUCCAAACACCAUGUCUGCCGUUGCUGGAUCCUUUGGUUAUAUAGCACCAGAGUAUGCGUAUACGCCAAGAGUGAAUGAGAAGAUUGACAUUUAUAGCUUUGGGGUUGUGUUAUUAGAGCUCGUGACAGGGAAAGAACCCAUGUUCACCGCCGGCGGGGAGGAGCAUGCCAGCCUUGUGGAAUGGGCAUAUCACCACCAUUCAGAAAAAACAGCCAUUGAUGAAAUCUUGGAUGCAGAAAUCCAGAAACCAAAGUUAUUCCAAGAGGAUUUAAAGACGGUGUUCAUCCUCGGGCUUGCCUGUACGAAUAGGAGUCCUUCAAACAGGCCUUCCAUGAAAGAAGUCGUGCAAAUUCUCCAACGUUGCCAACCUCUUACUCACGUCUUAGAGGGCAUGGCAUCGGGGAAAAACCACGAUGUGGAACCUCUACUUGCCAAUGACAACUUGUCGGCUACAGCAAAAGAUGAUGAUGAAAGUGGUAAUAAUAUACUCUCCAUUGCGUAACACUCAAAAGAAAAACAUAUACUCUAUAUAUAGUUAAUAAGUGGGAAACAUAUGCUCCUUUGUUUCAACUCUAGUUAGUGAUAUACCGGCCCUCCUGCAUAUAGAUGGCCAAUACAUAGUUUUGUAUCAAAUAUGCAUGUACAUGUACCUAAUCACACCUAUGUAUAGUCUCUACCUGAACGAGGAUGAAGAGACCAAGGUCUCUUGAAAGUUUUGAAAUUUCGAUGAGCCCAGUGAAUCUUUGCAGAGUGUGUCGGGUGAGAUUAAUAGCUUAACUAUAUAAAGUCCGGAUCCAAAUUUUUUAUUGGCUUGGUUUUGCUCCCACUUUUUGGUAUUGUGUUCAUGUAUUGGAGGCCUUCUUACACCUGGUGUUGGAUUUUUUAUUCAAACAACUGGGCUUGGCUUCUCUGAUUUUGGGUGCUCAUGGUACUGUUCAUGUUCUUGGUCUAUAUUUGCUGUGUUACUGUGAAUGGUCUGGGCUUAGCAGCUUGUGCUGUUCGUUUGCUUUGCUGUUUUGGAUGGAAAUACUACAAGAAUGUGGACUAUACCUGAACCAUGUUCUGACCACGCUUGAGUAAGGAGUCUACUGCAUUUCUUAUAACCAUUUUCGAACAGCAACUUUUACAGGGAUGCCUGAACCUGCUUGCUGCUUGGAUGAUAAUUUGUGCUGGCUUCCCUACCUCCUGUCUGUGACCGAUGGGCAGUGGCACUUUUGGGUAGGGCUUGUUUACUGCAUUUCUCACUGCCUCUCUAACAUCACAAUGUUGGGAAGCCAUUGCUGAGUCUCCGGAUUCCUAUGUUUCAACACCAUCAAGGGAAGGGUACGAAUGGCACCCGUUGGUGUUUGAAAGCUGAGACUUCUUGUUGGUAGGCCUUUCCUCUCGUGUAUAGAUGCCCUCUCCUCCUCCUCUCUGUGAAGCGCUGGGGUUUGUGGAUAGAACUCUAUAUUGCUGCCUUCUUUGGAAUAUCAACUUAAUGGGAAACCAUUGUUGAGUCUUGUAGAUUCCAAUGCUCAACACCAUACAAGGGAAAGGUACGCAUGGAAUCCCCCUGGUGUUUGAUUUACGUUUCAACCAUAAAGAUUGUUAUUCUGUUGAGGAAAGCCGAGUUGUUCUUCUUUAUAGCCCUGUCAAGCUCUUCGUGCUUGUGGCCUUAGCUUGUUGCCCCAAUUCUUUGCUUCAUUUGGUUUCUGUUUUGGCCUUGCUACUGAUUUGUGGACUGUUGUUUUGAGUCUUUGAAUGCUGCUGGAACCAUGGUACUAAUAGGGGAGGAAGAUGGGGCAGUGGAACACUCUGAAAGACCUGUCCAUUGUGUGCUAUUGAAGCUUCCUGGUUCUAUGCUGCCCUUAGUAGUCUGAUACAGGUGUUGGACUUCAUCGCGACGUGAAAAUCGAGCAACAUCUUGUUGGAUUGCGAGUUCAACUCUAAGAUUUCCGAUUUUGGUUUAGCAAAAAUAUUGGCCAAGAAAGAUGCGAACACCAUGUCCGUCGUUGCUAGAUCCUUCGGUUAUAUUGCACCAGAGUAUGCAUAUACGCCAAGAGUGAACGAGAAAUUCGACAUUUAUAGUUUCGGGGUGGUGUUAUUAGAGCUUGUGACAGGGAAAGAACCCAUGUUUGCGGGCGAGCAUGCAAGCCUUGUGGAAUGGGCACAUCACCAACAUUCAGAAAGAACAACCAUUGACGAAAUCUUGGAUGCAGAGAUCAAGAAACCAGAGUUCCUUGAGGAUUUAGAGACAAUGUUCAUGCUCAGGCUUGCGUGCACGAACAGAAAUCCUUUAAACAGGUUGUGCAAAUUCUCCACCGUUGCAAACCUCUUCAUGCAUUAGAGAGGAAGAUGUCGGUGGGAAAAACCCGCGAUUUUGAACCUCUACUUGCCCAUGACAAUUUGUCAGCUACAACGAUACACUCGAAGAAGGCAGAUCGCGAUGAAAAUGAUGAUAAUAUACUCUCCAUUGUUUAACACUUGAAAAGGAAAAACAUAUGUUCCAUAUGUUCUCUAUUUCUUUAACAUAGGGAUAUAAUUAAAAAAAGAAAAAAGUAUAGAUCAAAGUAUAGAUCUGUCAAUUGUUUUGUGUUCUAAUGUUCUUGUGGUGUGAAUGAAAGAAGUGCUCAGUU
Molecule: messenger RNA, 5270 nt
Organism: Cuscuta campestris
Lineage: Eukaryota; Viridiplantae; Streptophyta; Magnoliopsida; Solanales; Convolvulaceae
Source: the annotation of a GenBank genome assembly